Molecule: messenger RNA, 1848 nt
Organism: Aspergillus chevalieri
Lineage: Eukaryota; Fungi; Ascomycota; Eurotiomycetes; Eurotiales; Aspergillaceae
Gene: ARB1
Product: ATP-binding cassette family ATPase ARB1
Exons: 2
Coding region: 1-1848 (615 amino acids)
Molecular function (GO): ATP hydrolysis activity; ATP binding
Source: RefSeq, a predicted model, not a curated record
AUGGUCUCUGCUUCCAAGGCUGCCCGUCUGGCCAAGCGUGGUGACGAAAAGAAGAAGCCCUCCAAGUCCAAGGGCAAUGAGACUCAAGACGCUGACACCAGCAACCCAUUGCCGGCGGACGAGCAACCCGCCACCACCGGCGAAAAGAUGAAAGACGUUGAGAAGCUCACAGCUCAGAUGGACAAGCACGGUCUGUCGGACCGUGUCACCACCGGUGUCCUCGCCUCGCAGGAAUCCUCUCGCGACGUUAAGAUCACUUCCGCCUCGCUGGUGUUCCACGGAAAGGUCCUGUUCAACGACUCUACUCUCGAACUGAACUACGGUCGUCGCUACGGUCUCUUGGGUGAGAACGGUUGCGGAAAGUCCACUCUGCUCAAGUCCAUUGCCUCGCGGGAAUUCCCCAUUCCUGAGCACAUCGAUGUCUAUCUCCUGAACGAGGGUGCUCCUCCUACCGAGUAUGGUGCUCUGGAGUGGGUUGUCCGCCAGGCAGAGGAGCAGAUGCAGCGGAUGGAAGAGAAAGCGGAAGAACUCCUUGAGUCUCUCGGUCCUGACAGCCCCAUUCUCAUGGACCUGUAUGACGAAAUCGACAAAAUGGACCCCUCCACCUUCCACACCCGUGCCUCCCUGAUUCUCACGGGUCUUGGUUUCAACAAGACCACCAUCAACAAGAAGACCAAGGACAUGUCUGGUGGUUGGCGUAUGCGUGUGGCGCUCGGAAAGGCCCUCUUCGUCAAGCCCUCGCUGCUGCUCCUGGACGACCCCACCGCUCACUUGGAUCUUGAAGCCUGUGUGUGGUUGGAAGAAUACAUGAAGAAGUGGGACCGCACUCUGGUCCUCGUUUCUCACUCCAUGGAUUUCUUGAACGGUGUCUGCACCAACAUGCUUGAUAUGCGUAUGAAGCAGCUCCUCUACUACGGUGGUAACUACGACUCGUACCACAAGACCCGCUCCGAACAGGAGACCAACCAAAUGAAGGCCUACGCCAAGCAGCAGGAAGAAAUUGCUCACAUCAAGAAGUUCAUUGCUUCGGCUGGUACAUAUGCCAACCUGGUCCGUCAGGCCAAGUCGCGUCAGAAGAUUCUGGACAAGAUGGAGGCCGAUGGUUUCAUCCAGCCCGUUAUCCCCGACCGUACCUUCUCCUUCCGUUUCGCCGAUGUCGAGAAGCUCCCUCCCCCCGUCUUGUCGUUUGAUGAUGUUAGCUUCUCCUACUCUGGCAAGUGGGAAGAUACCCUCUACCGCAACCUCGACUUUGGCGUGGACAUGGACUCCCGUACUGCCCUUGUCGGUCCCAACGGUGUGGGCAAGUCAACUCUCCUCCGUCUGAUGACCGGCAAGCUGAGCCCCAUCGGUGGUCGUGUUUCCCGCCAUACCCACUUGAAGCUGGGCAUGUACUCUCAGCACUCCGCUGAGCAGCUCGACUUGACCAAGUCCGCUCUUGAGUUCGUCCGUGACAGGUUCCCCGAGAAGAGCCAGGACUACCAGUACUGGCGUCAGCAGCUGGGCCGCUACGGUCUCUCCGGUGAAUCGCAGAUGGCCCUCAUGGGUACUCUGUCGGAGGGUCAGAAGAGCCGUAUCGUCUUUGCCCUGCUUGCCAUUGAGUCGCCCAACAUGAUUCUGCUGGACGAGCCUACGAACGGUCUCGAUAUCCCCACCAUUGACAGUUUGGCUGAGGCCAUCAAUGCCUACAGCGGUGGUGUUGUUGUCGUGUCCCACGACUUCCGUCUGCUCGACAAGAUUGCCAAGGACAUUAUGGUCUGUGAAAACCAGACCGUCACCCGGUGGGACGGAUCCAUUGGACAGUACAAGGAUUACCUGCGUAAGAAGAUGCUUCAGGCCGGCGCUGUCUAG